This is a messenger RNA of Prionailurus viverrinus (fishing cat), 2421 nucleotides long. It is a transcript of the gene PLEKHA3, whose product is annotated as pleckstrin homology domain containing A3. Gene Ontology annotation, cellular component: trans-Golgi network; early endosome; recycling endosome. The record is from RefSeq and is a predicted model, not a curated record. The coding region runs from base 332 to 1234 and encodes 300 amino acids. Gene Ontology annotation, biological process: retrograde transport, endosome to Golgi; receptor recycling; endosome organization. The transcript is spliced from 8 exons. Lineage: Eukaryota; Metazoa; Chordata; Mammalia; Carnivora; Felidae.
CCGGGGCGCGGGAGGGAACAGCCGUGUGGUGGAAGCGCGAGCGGGAGGCCGGUUGCGGUCGUGAUCUUGCCGCCGCCGCCGCCGCCGCGGCUCGCCCGGGGAUGUCUGAGCCCGCGCCUCGCGGCCCUCGAGCUCCACGCGGCGGCCGCCGUCCCGGCCUCUAAGGGCCGCCACGUCCCGGAGGCGCGCGCAGGCUGAGGGCGGCUCGGUGCCGGCGGGGUUGCCCGGGGAGGGCCCGGGCGGGCCGGGAGGGGCUGCCCAAGCUCCGCGCCUACCCCAGCACCGCGGCCGGCGCCCGGCCAGGAGGAUGCGCGGCGCCGGGCUCUGAAGCAUGGAGGGGGUUCUGUACAAGUGGACCAACUAUCUCACAGGUUGGCAGCCACGUUGGUUUGUUUUAGAUAAUGGAAUCCUGUCCUACUAUGAUUCACAAGAUGAUGUUUGCAAAGGGAGCAAAGGAAGUAUAAAGAUGGCAGUUUGUGAAAUUAAAGUCCAUUCAGCAGACAACACAAGAAUGGAAUUAAUCAUUCCAGGAGAGCAGCAUUUCUACAUGAAGGCAGUGAAUGCAGCUGAAAGACAGAGGUGGCUGGUUGCUCUGGGGAGCUCCAAAGCUUGUUUGACUGAUACUAGGACUAAAAAAGAAAAAGAGAUAAGUGAAACCAGUGAAUCUCUGAAAACCAAAAUGUCUGAACUUCGUCUCUACUGUGACCUCCUAAUGCAGCAAGUUCAUACUAUCCAAGAAUUUGUUCACCAUGAUGAGAAUCAUUCAUCUCCCAGUGUAGAGAACAUGAAUGAAGCCUCUUCUCUGCUUAGUGCCACAUGUAAUACAUUCAUCACAACGCUUGAGGAAUGUGUGAAGAUAGCGAAUGCCAAGUUUAAACCUGAGAUGUUUCAGCUGUCCCAUCCGGAUCCCUUGGUUUCCCCUGUGUCGCCUUCUCCUGUUCAAAUGAUGAAGCGUUCUGUCAGCCACCCUGGUUCUUGCAGUUCAGAGAGGAAUAGCCACUCUGUAAAAGAACCAAUAUCUACACUUCACCGACUCUCCCAGCGACGCCGAAGAACCUACUCAGAUACAGACUCUUGUAAUGAUACUCCUCUUGAAGACCCAGACAGACCUGUUCACUGUUCAAGAAAUACACUUAAUGGAGAUUUGGCAUCAGCAACCAUUCCUGAGGAAAGCAGACUUAUGGCCAAAAAAAAAUCUGAAUCGGAAGAUCCUCUUCCAUCCUUCUCUUCCUGAGGAAAUGGAAGUGUCCAACUUCCUCUAAGUAUUGCUAUGCAAAAGCUGCUGUAAUUAAACUAUGUUCUAGGGAGUAGUUUUUCCCUUAGGAUUUCUCUGCACUUUAUAGAAUACUGUAAAACAAACAAACAAAAGAACAACCCACAUACCUUUGAAGUGUAUUUUAUCUUUAUAUAGUUUAUUUGCAAGAGUAUUUUCCUAAUAACUUCACAGUAUGAAUGUGCAUCUUUUUUUUUUUUUUUUAAACAAAUGAUGGUGUAACAUUUUGACAUCCAUAAGGACAAAUGUAGAUAUUUUUCUAAAAAACUGUGAGGGACUGACAGCUUAGUCAGGGUGUAUUGUAGCUUAUAAACAUGAAAUCUUAUAAACAUAAGGUUUCAGUUUGACAGACGUGUGAUAUAUGUAACUUGUGCCAUGGACCAAAUGGUCACUUUACCCCAGCUAAAAAUGAGUUACGAUAGCAGCUUGAUGGUGAUUCUAUUGUAUUCUUUUAAGCAAAAGGAGACAUUUAAUAUUCCAAAUAUUUUUAGCCCAAAUACCGUAACACAUUGAGGAUUUUUUAAAAACCAGACUGUGCUGUCCUUCAUAUGUGAAGUUGACACUACUGAUUUGUCAGUACCAAAUGUUGGGUUAAAGUAUUUAACUUUUAUUUAUUUAUUUUUCUGUUGCAUCAAAAAAUGAUUGCAUCCUGACUUUUAUGACCUACCAAAUUUAAGAUGUGUAUACAUUUGUUAUUUACAUUGUUCUAGAAAAGAGGUUAAUGUUGUAGUGACCUUGCUCACUUACACCAGAGAAAUAAACGCCCUUCAAUGGAAGAGGAUUUUAGUGCUUUUUUCCUAAAAUAGACAUUAAGCUGCUGUUGUAAGGUAUUAAUGUUUGCAGCUCUUUAGACUAUCUAGAGACAUUUUUUAUUUAUGACUAUUUAUACAAAAAAGGAAUUCUGUCAAAGUGACCACUCUACAUCACUUGAGAAUGGCAUUAUUUAAUUAAAGAACAAAUAGCAUUUUUUGGUAGUGCCUGUCCAUACCUAUUGUCAGUGUUUGCCUUGUAAACUGUUUUUUUAAAAAAAUUCACUUUGGAGUGAUGGUUUUGUCCAAGGUCUUGGAUGAGGAGCACUUUAAAACAAACUGGUUUGGUGUUUUUAAGUUAAUCACAUGUUUAAUAAAUAUAUGGUUUUUGCAUUCAAA